This is a messenger RNA of Vanessa tameamea, 1143 nucleotides long. Its product is annotated as aldose reductase-related protein 2-like. Lineage: Eukaryota; Metazoa; Arthropoda; Insecta; Lepidoptera; Nymphalidae. The record is from RefSeq and is a predicted model, not a curated record. The coding region runs from base 155 to 1129 and encodes 324 amino acids. Gene Ontology annotation, molecular function: oxidoreductase activity. The transcript is spliced from 6 exons.
GUCAAGCUAUAACCUUGGUGCAAAACAGUUACGCGAUCUCUCUCACUACAAUUUCGUUCAUUUUAAUAAAACAACAAUUACGUUUCCAAUUUUAGUUACUAUAUAGUAUUUACAUACAAUAAAUAUUUAGUUUAAUUAAAGUGUAAUAAUUAAAAUGUCUAUUCCUCAAUAUUUCGAGUUAGAAGGUGGCAACCGUAUGCCACGAAUCGGAUUCGGUACCUGGCAGGCUCCACCAGAUAUAUUAGAAACAUCAGUAGAUGCAGCUCUAGAAGCAGGAUAUCGACACUUCGACUCGGCUAGGGUGUACGAAAACGAGGCAGCACUAGGUCGAGCUCUCAACCGUUGGAUCGGUGACGACCCUGCUAAAAGAAAGGAACUAUUUGUAGUCACGAAACUUCCCCCUGGAGGUAAUCGGCCCGAUUUGGUAGAGGAAUAUUUUGAUGCCUCAUAUCGUGACUUGGGCUUAGAAUACAUUGACCUCUACCUGCUACAUGCCCCAUUCGCCUUUGAACAUGUACCGGGAGAUCUUCAUCCAAAGAACUCAGAUGGCAGCAUGAAAUUUGACUACAAAAACGAUCUCAUUGCCGUUUGGAAAGCCAUACUAAAGCUUAAAGAAUCAGGUCGUGUACGUCACGUUGGCGUAUCUAAUGUAAAUGAGGAGCAAAUUAAACGAUUAUGCGCAGUAGAAAAACCAGCGUGUCUACAAGUAGAAGUACACGUGUUAUGCCAACAGAAACAACUGAUCGCCACUGCUAAUCAACUAGGAAUACCAGUGGUCGCAUAUUCACCUUUAGGUUCUAAGGCUUUGGCAGAUGCUUUAGCCGAAAAAACUGGGCGUAGCUACCCCAGCCUACUUGAAUUACCAGAAGUUAAGAAAAUCGCACAUUCACAUUCACGUACAACCGCACAAGUGCUACUUCGAUUCUUAUUGCAACAAGGAGUUGCUACAAUUCCAAAGAGUACGAAUCCAAUUAGAAUUAAACAGAACAUUUCCGUUUGGGAUUUUGAAUUAAGUGAAAAAGAAAUGGACGAGCUACGUGCUUUAGACCGCGGUGAAGAGGGCCGUAUAUGUGACUUUGCAUUUUUCAUUGGGGUAGAAAAACAUCCAGAAUUCCCAUUCAAAAAAUAAUUAUUUUUAAGAUC